Marmota monax (woodchuck) is the source of this 2730-nucleotide messenger RNA. Its product is annotated as RAD50-interacting protein 1-like. Gene Ontology annotation, biological process: retrograde vesicle-mediated transport, Golgi to endoplasmic reticulum; regulation of ER to Golgi vesicle-mediated transport; endoplasmic reticulum to Golgi vesicle-mediated transport. The record is from RefSeq and is a predicted model, not a curated record. Gene Ontology annotation, cellular component: Dsl1/NZR complex. Lineage: Eukaryota; Metazoa; Chordata; Mammalia; Rodentia; Sciuridae.
CUCUAGCAAUUAAAAAUGGAACAAGGGAGGGACACCGAGUCGGAGCUGGUGUCUGUCGCUCGCCGGAGUCGCACUCCACACACCAAGCUGGCAGCACAUGGAGCCGAGGACUCGCGCGGAGGCAGAAUGCAUCCGACCGGCGAGAUCUGCGAGUGUUCCUCUGAAAGUGGCGAGGAAGGGAAGAACAUCGAGGAGAAAAUUUUAGGUGACAUGAACAUUGCAUCUCUCGUGGGAGGUGAAGAGGUCUGCGGAGAUACAGAUAAUGGUGACCUUUCUUAUGUGUCUGCAUUCAUAGAAAAGGAAGUUGGAAAUGACCUUAAAUCUUUAAAAAAACUUGAUAAACUCAUAGAACAAAUGACAGAAAGUAAAAUGCAGUUAGAAGAACACCAUUUGCUGACUGCACAGCCUUGGAUGGAUGAUCUCGGGGCCAUGAUUAACCAAAUUGAAGAGAUUGAACGGCAUCUCGCUUACCUUAAAUGGAUUUCGCAAAUUGAAGAACUAAGUGAUAACAUUCAACAAUAUCUGAUGACCAAUAAUGUGCCAGAGGCAGCCUCUAUCCUGGUGGCUAUGACAGAACUUGACAUUAAACUUCAGGAAUCAUCCUGUACUCAUCUUCUCAGUUUCAUGAGAGCCACAGUUAAAUUCUGGCAAAAAAUUCUCAAGGACAAGCUUACAAGCGAUUUUGAGGAAGUUUUAGCACAGAUUCCUUGGCCAUUCAUUGUGCCCCCUCAAUCUCAAACUGUUGGCUUAAACUGACCCACCAGUGCCCCUGAGAUAUACAGUAACCUGGAGACAUUGUUUUGUCAGUUAUUGAAACUGCAAACCUCAGAUGAAUUACUUACUGAGCCAAAAGAACUCCCAGAAAAAUAUUCUCUUCCACCUUCCCCUUCUGUCAUCCUGCCCAUCCAGAUUAUGCUGACUCCCCUUCAAAAGAGGUUCAGGUAUCACUUCAGAGGCAACCGACAGACUAAUGUUAUAAGCAAGCCGGAAUGGUACUUGGCUCAGGUACUUAUGUGGAUUGGAAACCAUACUCAAUUUCUGGAUGAGAAGAUUCAGCCAAUAUUAGACAAUGCGGGCUCUGCAGUAAAUGCCAGGCUUGAAUUUUCUCGGGGUCUCAUAAUGCUGGUUCUUGAGAAGUUAGCUUCAGAUAUUCCUUGUCUGCUCUAUGAUGACAAUCUCUUCUGUCAUUUGGUGGAUGAGGUGCUGUUGUUUGAAAGGGAGCUACACAAUGUUCACUACUAUCCUAGCACUUUUGCUAAUUGUAUGCAUAUUCUAUCAGAGGAAACCUGUUUUCAGAGAUGGUUGACUGUGGAGAGAAAAUUUGCUCUUCAAAAAAUGGACUCAAUGCUUUCAUCAGAAGCUGUCUGGGUAUCCCAAUAUAAGGAUAUCACUGAUGUAGAUGAAAUGAAAGUUCCAGACUGUGCAGAAACUUUUAUGACUCUACUCUUGGUUAUAACUGACAGGUAUAAAAAUCUCCCCACAGCUUCCCGAAAGCUGCAGUUCCUGGAGUUACAGAAGGAUUUAGUAGAUGAUUUUAGGAUACGAUUAACUCAGGUGAUGAAAGAAGAGACUAGAGCCUCCCUUGGCUUUCAAUACUGUGCAAUUCUUAAUGCUGUGAACUACAUCUCAACAGUACUAGCAGACUGGGCUGACAAUGUUUUCUUUCUACAACUUCAGCAGGCAGCCCUAGAGGUUUUUGCAGAGAAUAAUACCCUCAGUAAAUUGCAGCUGGGACAACUAGCCUCUAUGGAGAGUUCUGUCUUUGACGACAUGAUUAACCUCUUAGAGCGUUUAAAGCAUGAUAUGUUGACCCGUCAAGUAGACCAUGUUUUUAGAGAAGUUAAAGAUGCUGCAAAAUUUUAUAAGAAAGAAAGAUGGUUAUUCUUGCCAUCUCAAUCAGAACAGGCAGUAAUGUCCCUAUCCAGUUCAGCCUGCCCAUUAUUGCUUACAUUACGAGACCGUUUACUUCAACUGGAACAGCAGCUUUGUUUCUCCUUAUUUAAAAUUUUCUGGCAAAUGCUUGUGGAAAAGCUGGAUGUAUACAUAUAUCAAGAAAUAAUUCUUGCUAAUCACUUCAAUGAAGGAGGAGCAGCCCAGUUGCAGUUUGAUAUGACUCGGAACCUUUUCCCUUUGUUUUCUCAUUAUUGCAAAAGACCAGAAAAUUAUUUUAAACAUGUAAAAGAAGCCUGUAUUGUUUUGAAUUUGAACAUUGGUUCUGCAUUACUUCUGAAAGAUGUACUGCAAUCAGCUUCAGGGCAGCUUACUGCCACAGCAGCUUUAAAUGAAGUUGGAAUUUACAAACUGGCUCAACAAGAUGUUGAAAUUCUACUUAAUUUGAGGACAAACUGGCCUAACACUGGAAAAUAAUCCAUCUUUCAGAAAAAGUUGUGGGUUUUUUUUUUUAAACAAAAAGGAAGGCAGUUGGAUUUAAAGUUAUGAAGAUGUUCUGAAUUAAUGAAACUGGACAAAUGACAACUUUACUGAAUCAUUUAUUAUCUUGAAUUCAUGGUAUUACCAAAAUGAUGACCAUAUUUCCCGAGUCCUCUUGUUCCUAAGAAAACCAAAAACAGAAAACUGUGGAAACUCAGAAUAAUUCCAUUUACAAAUAUAAAUGCUGAAUAUAUAUGUUGAAUAAAAUACAAAAGCAAAGAAAUUAUAACUUUCAACUUCCUGUGCUAAAGGAAACUUUUGUGGAUAAUCAAACAUAGCCAAUAAAUUUUUUUAAAGUCA